This is a messenger RNA of Orbicella faveolata, 1618 nucleotides long. Its product is annotated as m-AAA protease-interacting protein 1, mitochondrial-like. Gene Ontology annotation, molecular function: ribosome binding. The record is from RefSeq and is a predicted model, not a curated record. Lineage: Eukaryota; Metazoa; Cnidaria; Anthozoa; Scleractinia; Merulinidae. Gene Ontology annotation, cellular component: mitochondrial inner membrane. Gene Ontology annotation, biological process: protein insertion into mitochondrial inner membrane from matrix.
GUGACCGGCAUUAGGUAUUGCUCCAAAAAUAAACAUCUGCUGAGCAACCUCUCCUUCAGUAGCUGAAAACCGAGCCUUCACCCGGUAUUCCAAGAUGGCGGUUCAACUGUGCUUUCAGCGAUUUCGUUCCACACUCCUGAAACUACAUGUGGACAAGGUUUACUUACAUUCAAAAGCGUUCUCUUUGGAAAACAAAGGUUAUGCUUUAGUUAGAAGACCACUAUCUCUUUGUUCUGGGUGGAUGACGAGAACCUUCUGCUCCGAAAGAGGUAGAGAUUCGCCGGAUGACGACGAAGUGUACAGGAAAAUGAGGUCUUCGGUUGUGUCCAUAACUCAAGGACCUUUUGGAUGGAUCGCAAAGAAUGCGAAUCUCUGGGCUUUUAAGACCUUUUACGAUCGUGAAUUUGAAGAGAAGGAAUUUCUACGGGGGGCCAAGCAAGCACUGUGUGUUGUCUCAGACCUACUCAACAAGAGGAGUUUCGGCGAAUUGGAGGGAAUACUGUCCGAUGAGUUGACCAGCUCUAUAAGAAAUGGCAAAGACACUGAAAACCUGGGACCAGUUGUGACAAUGAAGCAGAUAAUAUCAGCAAACAUACAGAAAGUACAACUUGGGUUUGUUGACAACGAAAUAAGCUAUGAGAAAGCAGUCGUAGAUAUCAAGGUUGCUUACAUGUUUGCGUCAAACAAGGACAAUGGAGAUGACGUUUUUAAAAGACAGUUCGGAAACAUUAAGAUAAUCACAGCCCCUAUCCCUAGGAUGGUGUAUUACACAUUCAGAAGAUUUGUUUUACCUGAUUCAGCAAGUAAUUGGAAAGUGAGGUACAUUUCCUAUGUGCAACCCAUGAAAUUCAAUGACUUGUAGCCAAAUAUGAUACUUCAUCUGGAAAGAUUUGAAGACAAGAGCUUUUAUUUCACUGCAAGCCUAAGGUAGUAAGAUGUCACAGUCAUUAUCUGGGUGUCAUGCCCAAUAGUAGGUACAUGUAUCUAAUUGUCUUAAACUUGUUGUUCAUGUUUUACAGGUUUUGUGUCUUUUUCUGUUAUUUACUUGAUAAUUUUUAAUUCAGGAGUACAGGUGUGAGUAUAGGUGUUGGAAAUAAAUGAUAACUUCUGAUAAAGUGAGUUCUUAAUUUUGAAGCUUGGUGCUUACAGGAUGGCAGACUGUAUUUUGCUAACUUAUCAGUAGAACGCAGACUAGUAAAACGCAGAUUAUCACCUGCAUCCUGAAAACUACUUCUUCUCUUACAUGUAUUGUUCCUGGUCAAUUUAGGGCGGCAAAGUGAUUACUGCUAUGCUACUAGAUUAUAUCUUCCUUUUGGCCUCUCUGAGAUCUAUUCUUAUGUUUGUUUUCUAAUGCAAAUGAUUGAAAUCACUAGAAUACCGAAUCUGUUGUUUAUUUUUCUUCUGUCAUCUUAAUGCCGACGCUACAAUGAGACUUCAGAUGGUACUCUGGCCUGAUCUUCUUCCGGUGUUUUAAGCUAGCAAAGAAAGAUGUUAAGCACAAAAUGUUUCCGUUAGUUGUUUCUCUUCUUGUUAUUUUGUUGAUGAUUAUAAAAAGAAAAUAAAGGAUAAGCAGCCUUUGAAGAUAUGAAAAUGACUCAAUAAAACCAUUACAGACAAA